AAUACACUUAAAAACAGUUUUGGUUGCUAUGCUAAAACUUUAGAAGAAAAAAAAAAAACACUUGAACUUCUUUUUUUUGAGAGAAAAAUACACUUAAAACUUUGGUUUAGCUUUUGUAUUAACACACUGAUUUGCUCCGGCGAAGUAUGGUCGUAGUCUCCAACUUCCUCCUCCAUCAGAUAAUCCGUUAGAUGGAAGAAACCAAACGAAACUCUGAUCUCCUCCGUUCUCGUGUCUUCCUCUCAGGCUUCUAUUGCUGGGACUGGGAAUUUCUCACUGCUCUCUUGCUCUUUAGUUGCUGAAUCUUUCCUCCCAUUUUUCAUUUUUCUCUUUCUCUUUCUGUCUAGAUUAUAUUUAGUCCAUCUUUUUAUUGUUUUCUUUAGUUUUUAUUAAAAAAAUUCGUCGAAGAUGACGACGGUGAUGGCGGCGCAUAGAACUGUUCCGGCGCCAUUUUUAAGCAAAACGUACCAGCUAGUGGAUGAUCAGAUCACAGACGACGUCGUUUCAUGGAACGAAGAUGGGACAGCUUUCGUCGUAUGGAAAACAGCUGAGUUCGCUAAAGAUCUACUCCCUCAGUACUUCAAACAUAACAACUUCUCGAGCUUCAUCCGUCAGCUCAACACUUACGGUUUCCGGAAAACUGUACCGGACAAGUGGGAGUUCGCCAACGACAACUUCCGGAGAGGACAGGAGGAGCUCCUGUCGGAGAUACGCCGGCGGAAAUCGGUGAUCGCCGCGGCGGGGAAAUGCGCAGUCGUUGGCUCGCCGUCGGAGUCGAACUCGGCGGGAGACGAUCACGGGUCUAGCUCAACGUCGUCGCCGGGGUCGAAGCACCCGGGGUCGGUGGAGAACAUGGUGGCCGAUCUGUCCGGAGAGAACGAGAAGCUGAAACGAGAGAACAGCAGUCUGAGCUCGGAGCUCGCGGCGGCGAAGAGGCAGCGCGACGAGCUCGUAGCGUUCUUGACCGAGCAGAUGAAAGUGGGACCGGAGCAGAUCGAUGAGAUGAUCAAAGGAGGGAGGUCCAGAACGACGGUGGAGGAAGGUUGCGGCGGAGACGGCGUGGAGGAGGAGAAGGGGGUGGUAGGUGAAGGGUUGAAACUGUUCGGGGUGUGGGUGAAAGGAGAGAGAAAGAAGAGGGGCCGGGAUGAGAAGAAUUUCGUGGUGGGUGGGUCCCGUAUGACGGAGAUAAAGAACGUGGACUUUCACGCGCCGUUGUGGAAGAGCAGCAAAGUCUGCAACUAAACAAAACAAAAAAGGAUGACUUGUAAGAGACUGUUCAAACAAGCGUGUGACACGUCAUUGACGUUGAAAUAGAAAAAGAAAGCUAGAGUCUUAAUGAUUUUAUAAUUUUCCGUAAGGAAGAUUUUUAUUUUUAUGUUACAAAUGGAUUUUCAUGUAUUAUAUACGGUUGAAAAAAAUAAGACGGACGUUUCGGAUUUUA
Molecule: messenger RNA, 1441 nt
Organism: Raphanus sativus (radish)
Lineage: Eukaryota; Viridiplantae; Streptophyta; Magnoliopsida; Brassicales; Brassicaceae
Product: heat stress transcription factor B-1-like
Exons: 2
Coding region: 409-1242 (277 amino acids)
Biological process (GO): regulation of transcription by RNA polymerase II
Cellular component (GO): nucleus
Molecular function (GO): RNA polymerase II cis-regulatory region sequence-specific DNA binding; DNA-binding transcription factor activity
Source: RefSeq, a predicted model, not a curated record